Molecule: messenger RNA, 1351 nt
Organism: Rattus norvegicus (Norway rat)
Lineage: Eukaryota; Metazoa; Chordata; Mammalia; Rodentia; Muridae
Source: RefSeq, a predicted model, not a curated record
AUGGACUCACUAAGCACAGCAACCACACAUUUCCUGUUUGAUCUUUUCAAAGAACUGAAUAAAACAAGUGACGGCAAUGUCUUCUUUUCUCCUUUGGGCAUCUCAACAGCCAUUGGCAUGAUCCUCUUGGGGACCCAAGGAGCCACUGCCUCUGAGUUACAGAAGGUACUUUAUUCUGAACAAGGCACAGGAAGCUCCAGACUAAAGUCUGAAGAAAAAGAGGUUAUUGAGAAAACAGAAGAAAUACAUCAUCAAUUCCAAAAGCUCUUGACUGAAAUAAGCAAACCUACUAAAGAUUAUGACCUAAUCAUAAGCAACCGGCUGUAUGGAGAAAGAACAUACCUCUUCCUUCAAAAAUACAUAGAUUAUGUUGAAAAAUAUUACCAUGCAUCUCUGGAGCCUGUUGAUUUUGUAAAUGCUGCAGAUGAAAGUCGAAAGAAGAUUAAUUCCUGGGUUGAAAGCCAAACAAAUGAAAAAGUCAAGGACCUGUUUCCUGAAGGCUCUCUGAACAGCUCCACCAAACUGGUGCUGAUAAAUACAGUUUAUUUUAAAGGCCUGUGGGACAGAGAAUUUAAGAAAGAACAUACCAAGGAGGAGGACUUCUGGCUGAACAAGAACAUAAGCAAACCUGUGCAGAUGAUGGCCCAGUGCAGCUCCUUCAGCUUCACCCUCUUAGAGGACCUGCAGGCCAAAAUUGUGGGGAUUCCAUAUAAAAACAGUGAUUUCAGCAUGUUCGUGCUUCUGCCCAAUGACAUAGAUGGCCUAGAGAAGAUAAUCGAUAAACUAUCUCCUGAGAAGUUGGUAGAGUGGACCAGCCCCGGACAACUGAAGCAAAGGAAGGUGGACUUGCGCCUUCCCCGCUUGAAGGUGGAGGAAACCUAUGAUCUGCAACCCACGCUGGAAGCUGUGGGCAUUCACAGUGCCUUCAGUGAGCAUGCGGACUACUCGGGAAUGUCUGCGCACUCCGGGCUGCAAACCCAGAACUUCCUGCACAGAUCGUUCCUGGUGGUGACUGAGGAAGGCGUUGAGGCCACUGCAGGCACCGGAGUGGGCUUCAAGGUCUUGUCAGCUGCGAGCUGCGAACUUGUACACUGUAACCAUCCGUUUUUGUUCUUCGUCAGGCACAGAGAGUCUGACAGCAUUCUCUUUUUUGGCAGAUUUUCUUCUCCCUGAGAUAGUGAGGCUGGAACAUUAGAACACCAGUGCUCGGGGUUGACAGACCCUGAGGUUCAUGUAUGCACUGCAAAGUCCUCUUGUGCUCAGACCUUACUGUUAAAUCAAGGCACAAUGUGCAACAGCCCAUGUUCAUAGUUUGUUUGACAGUGAAUCUCAAUCAUGUGUGCAACGCGCA